UACCAUUUCUAGAGUGCCUAGCUAAGAGAAAGGAAAACGGACAUUUUAGUACAUCUUUAUUCAUGAAGAAAAGCCACUCUGACAACAAAUAUUUAGACUUCAAAUCAUCACACCCCAUCAGCUCAAAGAUUUUAGUUGUCCCAAGUCUUCUUAGACGAGCACACUCUCUGAUAACGGAUGAGCAAGAAAAAGAAGAAGAAAUAUCAAACAUUACUGAAACUCUCAAGCAACACAGCUACCCCAAGAACUUUAUCAACAAAAUCAACCCUGACAUUAAGUAUGUUCACAAAUGUAUUCCGAAAACAUGGACUUCAACAGUUGUCAUUCCAUAUAGAUGGAUCAGAAACGUCAGACGAUGCGAGAAGAGUACUCAGAAAGAUUGACUUUGGAGUUUUCCUCAAGGCAUCAAACAUAAUGCAAAGCAACCUUUUCUAUGUAAAAGACCAUAUCGAAAAAGAUUCUCUAUCAAAUUAUGUCCAGAAAAUAAAAUGCUUGCAAUGUGAUGCUAUAUACAUCGGACAAAUAUCGCGAAAAAUCAAAAUCAGAAGAAGUGAACACUGUUCAGGAUCUGUUCGACCACGGAGAAAUCAAGUUGAACUAAAAAAGCUUCAAAAAUCCUCAGCCAUAUGUGGUAUUCUACACGCUACAGAAUCAGGCCACAAAAUUGACUUUGACAACAUUGAAAUCACCAUCCAUAAAAAGCGUUUCAGAAAUCUUGAAGAAGGUCUGAUAUCAUCAAAAACAUUUCAUAUCAAGUUUUAUUCAAAUUGUCUGGUGAAUAGGAAUGAUGGGCUAAAACAGAAUGCGACCAGGUUAUAACACCCACCUUCCCCACUCCAGCAAAUGACGUA
Messenger RNA from Trichobilharzia regenti, 851 nucleotides. The record is from the annotation of a GenBank genome assembly. NCBI's taxonomy places the organism in Eukaryota, Metazoa, Platyhelminthes, Trematoda, Strigeidida, Schistosomatidae.